GCGCGCUUGCAUUUCCGGUCCGGCUCCUCCGCCAUCUUAUGUCGCCUUUCCAUUGUUCAUAACUGGAGUCAGCCGAGGCGGCAUUUCACAUUUACUCUCAUUAUAACAGGUUUGACGGAGAUCAACGAGGGUAACAACACUGGAAAAAGCGAGACACGGGUGGAACGCGAGAUCAUCUCACAAUCGACACAAGAGGAGUUUCUCUCAGGGUUCGGUGUCUUAAUUCUAUCAGGAAAAUAUGAUGGACGACGAGCAGCCCAAGACCCUGUAUGUCGGAAACCUGUCUCGAGAUGUGACCGAGGCCCUUAUUAUGCAGCUCUUUGGUCAGAUUGGCCCCUGCAAGAGCUGUAAAAUGAUUGUCGAUACGGCAGGUAACGAUCCAUACUGCUUUGUGGAGUUCUUCGAACAUAGGCACGCAGCGGCCUCACUCGCAGCCAUGAAUGGGCGUAAAAUAAUGGGUAAGGAGGUAAAGGUCAAUUGGGCAACAUCACCAAGCAGCCAGAAAAAAGACACAAGCAAUCAUUUCCACGUCUUUGUUGGAGACCUCAGUCCAGAAAUCACCACUGAUGACAUCAGAGCUGCCUUUGCACCUUUUGGCAGGAUAUCAGAUGCACGUGUAGUGAAAGACAUGGCGACGGGGAAGUCAAAAGGCUAUGGUUUUGUUUCAUUCUUCAACAAAUGGGAUGCGGAGAAUGCCAUUCAGCAGAUGGGAGGUCAGUGGUUGGGUGGCCGGCAAAUCAGGACCAACUGGGCUACAAGAAAACCGCCAGCACCUAAAGCCACUUAUGAAACGAACACCAAGCACUUGUCGUUUGAUGAAGUAGUGAAUCAGUCCAGUCCCAGCAACUGCACUGUCUAUUGUGGUGGAGUCACUACAGGCCUUACAGAACAACUCAUGAGACAAACAUUUUCCCCUUUUGGCCAAAUCAUGGAAGUUCGAGUAUUCCCAGACAAAGGCUACUCGUUUGUGCGGUUCAACUCUCAUGAAAGUGCAGCUCAUGCGAUAGUGUCGGUAAACGGUACGUCCUUAGAAGGUCACAUAGUGAAAUGUUACUGGGGUAAGGAGACUACAGACAUGGUGAGCCCCAUGCAGCAGGUGCAGGUACCCCAGAGUAAAGUUGGUUUUGCUGCGCAACCAUACGGCCAGUGGGGACAAUGGUACGGCAACGCACAGCAAAUUAGUCAGUAUGUCCCUAAUGGCUGGCAGGUACCCACUUACGGCGUGUACGGACAGGCCUGGAAUCAGCAGGGCUUCAAUCACUUACAGGCUGGUGCGGGCUGGGCUGGUGUGGGUGCCGUGAGCAACGGAGGUGUCGUAGAGCCUGCGCAGGGAGUCAACGGGACCGUCCUGGCCAACCAGUCCACCAUGGGCACUGCAGGAUACCACACACACUGAUGGGGCGAUUGACGACUCUAGCACUCCACUGCGGCCACUGCAGGGAUCUACACACUCAAACACACGUCAAGAUAUGCCUGGCCUGGGGGAGGCGCUGUGCCAUUUUUCUUUUUUGUUUUUCUCCCUCGUCCUCCACCUGUAAUUUGAGACUUUGAGGCAGAUCUUGCUCGUCAUUGUGGGGUCGGGUUGCCCUACACCCGGAUUAAACAUCACACCCUGAUACACAAACGUAUUCACACAAACACACACACACCCUUACAAAUCCCCAAGUCUCUGGCCUGGUGUCCGGCUGACUUAUUCGGAGAGGACUAUGCCAUUUUUAACUAUAAAUGAAUAAAAUCAACAAUAACUGCAACUUUUUUCAUUUUGCCUUUAUUUUUGGUUUGUUUCGAGCGAUUUCAGCUGCUGAUAUUGUAAUAUAUGAAGCUUUGCCUUUCUUGUUUUUUGGACUUGCCAUUUUAAAAGCAAAAUUUGUCUUUUUGAGAGGAGCGAUGACACCAACGAAUCGUGUGAAAUGUCAACCUUUUUUUUUUUUUAGUUUGUUUAUAAAAUGAAUAAAAUGGAUGUCAACUGUUGUAUUUUUUUAAUUAGACAUUCAAUUUCUCAAACUAAACCAAUUGCAGGGAUGACUGCCGCAUUUUUUCUUUGAGGGCAGAUAAAUAUUGCACAAUAUUAAUACGUUUUCACAAGAAUUUGAUGUUACGCAAAUUUUAGGUAUUUUAAAUUGUUUUGCAUUCCAGUUUUUUUGAGGGCUUCUAAGUACAGUAUACCGUUCUGUAUGUAAAUAACCAAACAACUGUGUUCAACUGUUGGGACGCUAUAUAAAGAAAACUCAAAUGUUGAUUAUGGAUGCUUGCUUGCUUGCUUUUUUUGAUUUGUAGGUAGGUCGGUGGGUGGGAGGGGGUUUGGGGAAGGUUUUUGGGCUUCAUUGCAACUCCUACGGCAUUAGCGGCUCUGUUAAAUGCUGGUCCAUAUGGUUUUAAGGAUUGUUACAGAGAACUCAAGGAGAAUAAUUUGCUGCUUUUCUGCAGCACUGAACAUUUUGUUAGAACUGCGAUAAUUCUGUGUAUAAAAUGAAAAUGCUGAUUUUUUUUUUUUUAAUGAAGUAUUUAGUAUCAAGACAAGAAACCUGGGUGGAUCAGAAUUUUGCACUGUUGCCCAUUUAAUAGACGAGACCAAUUGUGUUGCCUUAUUUGAGUUGAUUUCAUUUGAAAAUAACUGAUGACCAUUAAACAUAGGCAGUGCCUACGAAUAAAUUAAAACCUUUGUUUUGAGGGUUUUUUGAUAAUGUUCAUCUUAUUACGUGUUUUUGCUUUGUCCCAUUAAAAUGCAGAUGCGAACCAAC
Danio rerio (zebrafish) is the source of this 2741-nucleotide messenger RNA. Lineage: Eukaryota; Metazoa; Chordata; Actinopteri; Cypriniformes; Danionidae. The record is from RefSeq and is a predicted model, not a curated record.